Molecule: messenger RNA, 879 nt
Organism: Colias croceus (clouded yellow)
Lineage: Eukaryota; Metazoa; Arthropoda; Insecta; Lepidoptera; Pieridae
Product: putative mediator of RNA polymerase II transcription subunit 26
Exons: 2
Coding region: 1-879 (292 amino acids)
Source: RefSeq, a predicted model, not a curated record
AUGUACCGCGUAUUUGUUUUGCUUUGUACAUUCCAUUUGUCACAUGGCUUUUUCUGUUACCAACUGCAGGUGCAAGUGGGGGAACUAGAGAAGAGAUUCUCCAGCUUGUGGUCGCAGCUAUCGGACCAAAGUUGGAACUACGAACACCAGAUAGCGCAGGUGCAGCAAAAUGCGAAUGAUACAUCGCAGAACGCACAAACACUAAUAAAUCAGUGCCACGAACUAAAGAAUCAACAGGCUGCGUCACAUCAGCAACAACAACAACAACUUAACCAACAGAUAACGCAACUACAAGCGAAGUUGGCUGAACAACAAGGGGCCGCACAAACAGGAAUGCAAUGCCAGCAACAGCUAGGCGCUCUACAGCAACAAGUAAACACGUUGCAAGCAAAAGAACAAGAAUUUAAAAAGCAGAUAGAAGAGCAGCAGCGGAAAUUGCUUGAACAAGAACAAAACACAAAAAUAUUACAACAUGAUCAGUGCCAACAGCAACUACAACAACAGAUCGCGUUGCAAAAAGAGCUAGAAAAUAAAAUGAAGGAUCAAGAACAACAGUCACAGAAAAACUGCGCAGAAGCUAAAGAAAAUAUCACACAAACAGAACGAGCUAAGUGUCAGCAAGAACUACAGAAACAGCUAGAUUUACAAAAGCAACAAGAAAACACAACGAAACAACAAGAACAAGAGUUACAAAAGCUCCGAGAGAGGGUGCUUGAGUUGGAAAUUUUUUUGUCCCCCAACAAAAUGCCUCGAAAUAAAACUUUUGAUCACCUCGGCUCGUUUUUGAACGAAUUGGACUUUUUACAAUAUAAUCCAGCGAUUACAAUAGAAUCUCCAGAGAGUACUCUUUUCUUCAUUUAUAGAAAGAAACCAGAAUAA